AAUAUAGAUAUCGUUGAGCCCUGUCUUCUUCCCUGUCUAAAAAACCCCACAAAUGUCGGCGGCAAUUAGAGCCCCAGCAUGGGUUUCAACGAGAAGGCUCUUUGAGCAAAAGCUGGAAGACCUCCAUAAAUGCAAAAAUCUAAACCAAGUAAAGGAAGUUCAUGCCCAAAUAAUCAAAAGGAAUCUCCACGAAGAUCUCUAUGUAACUCCCAAGCUAGUAUUGGCCUUCUCUCAUUGUCAACAAAUGACUUUGGCUAUCAACGUUUUUAACCAAAUUCAAGACCCUAAUGUUCAGUUGUAUAAUACUUUGAUAAGAGCUCACGUGCAGAACUCUCAGUCAUCAUUGGCUUUUGCUGCUUUCUUUGACAUGCAAAAGAAUGGUAUUUUUGCAGAUAAUUUCACAUACCCUUUUCUUUUAAAGGCCUGUAAUGGACAGGCUUGGUUGCCCAUGGUGCAAAUGAUACAUAGCCAUGUGGAGAAAUAUGGAUAUUUUGGAGAUAUGUUUGUGCCCAAUUCACUGAUUGAUAGUUAUUCUAAAUGUGGUUUAUCGGGUGUUAAUUCUGCAUUGAAGUUGUUUAUGGCAAUGGAUGAGAAAGAUGUUGUUUCUUGGAAUUCUAUGAUUGGUGGGUUGGUUAAAACUGGGGAUAUGAGUGGGGCUCGUAAGUUGUUUGAGGAAAUGCCUGUGAGAGAUACAGUUAGUUGGAACACCAUGUUAGAUGCUUAUGUAAAGGCAGGAGCAAUGAAUGACGCGUUUGAGUUGUUUGAGAAAAUGCCAGGGAGGAACGUGGUCUCGUGGUCAACUAUGCUUUCAGGAUAUUGUAAAGCAGGAGAUUUGGAAAUGGCUAGGAUGUUGUUUGAUAAAAUGCCAGUCAAGAAUUUGGUUUCUUGGACCAUAAUUAUAUCUGGAUAUGCUGAAAAAGGGACUGUGCAGGAGGCAGCGAGAUUAUUUGAUCAGAUGGAAGCAACUGGAUUAAAGCCUGACGAUGGAACUUUUAUUAGCGUACUGGCAGCUUGUGCCGAGUCUGGUUUUCUUGGGUUAGGGAAAAGAGUUCAUGCCUCUAUUGAGAGAACUAGGUCCAAGUGCAGUGUUAAUGUGUCUAAUGCAUUGGUUGAUAUGUAUGCGAAGUGUGGUAAAGUGGGCAAAGCAUUAGAUGUGUUUAAUGGGAUGCCAAGGAGAGAUUUAGUCUCUUGGAAUUGCAUGAUCCAGGGGCUUGCUAUCCAUGGACAUGGCGAUAAAGCGCUUCAGCUCUUUUCUAGAAUGCAGCAGGAAGGGUUUAAGCCUGACAAAAUUACUUUGGUUGGUGUUCUAUGUGCUUGUACGCAUGCAGGCUUUGUUGAUGAGGGUCUUCAUUAUUUUAAUACUAUGGAAAGGGUUUAUGGGAUUGUUCCCCACAUUGAGCAUUAUGGUUGCAUGGUUGAUCUUUUAGGUCGAAGAGGUUGUCUUAAGGAAGCUUUUAGGCUCGUGCAGAGCAUGCCAAUGGAACCAAAUGCUGUUAUUUGGGGUACCCUUUUGGGGGCGUGCAGAGUGCAUAACUCAAAGGCACUAGCAAAGGAGAUACUAGAACGACUUGUUACACUUGAACCAUCAGAUCCAGGUAAUUACUCUAUGUUGUCAAAUAUUUUUGCUGCUGCUGGUGAUUGGAAUAGUGUUGCCGGUAUGAGGUUGCAAAUGAAGAGCACUGGAGUCCAAAAACCAGCCGGAGCAAGUUCAAUUGAGCUGGAUAAUGAGGUCCAUGAAUUCACUGUAUUUGACGAAUCACACCCUAAAUCACAUAAGAUUUAUCAAAUGAUUUACAAAUUGGGUCAGGACAUGAAGCAAGUUGGUUGUGUACAACAGGUAGAUCUAUAGAAGUUGGAAGUUAGGCUCGGGUGCAUAAGUUGUUGAGGCAAAUUUUGUGAUGGAGUUUUUUGGGGAGCUCUUUGGCUAUAUUAUAGAGCAGAUGAGAAUUAUCAUGUCUGAGCUUUUUCAUGGUUUUCUGGCUAUUGAAACUCUUGGAUCAAAAGCAGUCAACAGUAAGCUGGCAACACCUACAUUUCCCAUGUCUUUGGAUAACAUUGCAGAUAAAACAGUGGUGACUGGAGAAUGACUUGAAGCUCGUAAACAAUGGACUAGAAAACUUUCUUGAUGCUGAAGCAGAAGAAGAAGGUUGCAAUGAAUCAUUGGCAAGGAGCAGUUAUGUUAGCACCAUUAAUCUCAGUGGCAUGCAAAUGGAAGGAACAGAUACCUAUGAUGAAGACUGCAAUAUGUCUACUUCAAGGAUAUCUCUUGGGGUCAUCAAUAGAAUUGCCUGAAACAAGAGUUGAAUUAAAGAAAGCAAGAGAUGCUAAGAAAGUUUCAUGCUUCAAGAAAUCCUGCCUAUCCUUCUAGUGAUGAUGCUGCCAAUUCUGUUCCAACAAAGAAAAAGCUUAUUAAGAAUAUUAAGAUGAAUCUGCAUCAUAAUGCAGACCUGGUCCAGCAGGAUGAAGACAAUGGAAAAUUUCUUCCAAGAUUCAAGUCAAUGGAAGGGAUAAAAUGGUAGAAGAACAACUUGAAACUUUCUGAAUAUGGGCUGGGUGGAUGUAACUCAACUGGAAACAGGGAACACUGGAUCAAAACAGAUGCAGACUGUUAGUACUGACACAUCUUGAAUAACAUAGAAAUUUAUUUUACUGUAAUUAGUUAUGGAUUUGAAAGUAAUGCACCUUGUCAAUGAUCUGUUACAACAAGGAAACAUGUUCAUCUGGAAAAAAAGAAAAUGAAAACAUGCAUAGAAAUUUAAUAUAUUUAAUUUCUUAUGUCCAUA
Molecule: messenger RNA, 2783 nt
Organism: Jatropha curcas
Lineage: Eukaryota; Viridiplantae; Streptophyta; Magnoliopsida; Malpighiales; Euphorbiaceae
Product: Tetratricopeptide repeat (TPR)-like superfamily protein
Biological process (GO): RNA modification
Molecular function (GO): RNA binding; protein binding
Source: RefSeq, a predicted model, not a curated record